Molecule: messenger RNA, 918 nt
Organism: Racocetra fulgida
Lineage: Eukaryota; Fungi; Glomeromycota; Glomeromycetes; Diversisporales; Gigasporaceae
Source: the annotation of a GenBank genome assembly
AUGUUCUCUAAAUAUGUAGAAAAUGUUGAUGAAAGAGUUGAUAAUGUCUUGGCGUUGGAAAUAAUACCAUUAUUGAUAGAAUUUCUCGAAUGUUAUCACGAUAAUUUAUUACAAGCUGGUUCUACGCAGCAUACACAAGCCUUAGUCGCUGGUGAUGUAACGCAACACCUUAUCAAAGUUCUUACCACGUCAACGAAUAUCGAAGUUCAGACGCAGAUUAUAUGGGCAUUAGGCAAUAUUGCCGGUGAUGGUGCCGUUUUCAGAGACAUUAUAUUAUCGGCUGGAGUGAUCGAACCUUUACUCUAUAUUUUAACACAUUACGAUAAAUACGACUACAUGGCCGUUAGGAUAACAGUCUGGGCAACCGCAAAUAUGUGUCGUGGAUGUCGCUGUUCGGAUCCUUCAUGGUCUUUGAAACAAACGCAGUCAGUUAUCGAUGCUGGUGCAUUGACCAUUUUGACAUCAUCAUUUUUGACAACGAAAAACUUGACACUACGUCGUGAUGCAUGUCUAGCGGUUUCCAAUGUGGCUGCUGGUACAUAUAAACAGGUAAAUGCUGUCCUUACAGAACCUAAUCUAAUAGAGAGUAUUGUCGCUUUACUUUGGGAUAGCGACAUGAAAGUGGUUAAAGAAGCUUGUUGGGUUCUUAGUAACUCUACUAGUCCAAAUUCAUCACAGAUAUUGGCUAAUGAAUACGCUGACAAAUUAGCAUCUGCAGGAAUAGUAGAAGCAUUGAUUAUGACAUGGAAUAAUUCUUCAGUAAACGAAAUUGUAAAAGAGAAAGUACGUGCAUUAUUAGAACGGUGGUUUUGUGGAUAUUUACCACGAAAUAAUCAAAGUAGUGGUGAAAUUGAAGAAGAUAUUGCGUCAAUUGAAGAACGUGUUUCAAGAUUGACCAUCAUGGGUGGUGUUUUUUAG